AUGGAGGACCUUGAAUCAAAAGCUAUAGAAAAUAUUCAUGACAAUUUAAAGAAAUGUAUAGAUAGAAGAAUAUCCAAAAAUACAAAUGAAGAUGAAGAAGAAAGCUCAAAAGAUAUAUUCUUUAUAUACAAUUCAUUAAAAGAAUAUAUAGAACAAUUAAAACAUACGAACAAUUUUAUACAACGAGAAAAUGAUUAUUUGAGAAAAAAAAAUGAAAAGUUAAUUAAAGAAAGCAAUGAAAGAAAUUCAAUAAAUAGGAAUUCAAAUAAAAAUCAAAAAUAUGGUACAUAUAUUAAUGAAAUAAAUCAAUUAAAUAAUGAAAAUGAAUUUAUUAAAUAUAAAUUCCAAAAUAUGUUAAGAAAAAACAUUUCUUUAGAAAGAUCAAAUGCCGAAUUAAAUGAUCAAUUACUAAGUAAAGACAACAUAAGUCAAUAUUUGAAAUCUCAAAGUGAAAUGCACAAUAAUAAAUAUAUUAAAGAUGUAAGAAAAAUACAACCAGAAUUGAAUAAUUUUGUGGACAAUAUAAAAGGGUAUAACCAUCUUAUAAAAAUUAAUAAUACUACUACUAAUAAUUAUUAUAAUAAUUAUAAUAAUAAUAUAGAUGAAAAUAUAAGAGUUAGUUUAAAAUUAAGUGAAAAUAUCGAAGGUAUUAAUAAUAAAAUAACAAAUGAACAUAUAGAUACUUAUGAAAAUAAUAAUGAAUAUCAAAAUAUAAAUAUAAAACAUAACAAUAUAUCAAGUAUACAAUCAUUAAAUUUUGAUGAAAAAUUAAAAAGUAUUUGUGCAUGCUCCAUGUUAUUACAUGAUAUACUAAAUAUCUUAAAUCAAAAUAUUAAAUAUGAUGAACCAGGUAUAUUUCAAAAAUCAAUGAAAAGUAUAAAAAUAGAAAAAGAUGAAUUAAUUAUGCAAAAUAAAUUAUUAAAAGAAAAAAUAUUACAAAUAGAAACUUUUAUUUUAAGAGAUCCAUUUUUAGUUGAAAAAUUAUAUCCUACUCAUAAAAAUAUAAAUAACAAUUUUUUAGUAAAAGACAAAAAUAAAUUAUAUCAAAAUAAUAAAAAUAUUUCACUUUAUCGUAAUUUAUGUUAUUUAGAAAACAAAAACUUUAAUUUGAGAAAAGAAUUAUUUCAUUAUAAACAAAAAAUUUUAUUUUAUAAAACAUAUAUAAAUGAUAUGAGGGAUAAACUAAAACAUAAUCUAAUUCAAUUUUAUAAACAAUAUCAUGAAAAUAAAAACGAAAAUACUGAAAUUAUGACUUCAAUAUAUGAAACGAUUAAUUCUAAAAAUGAAAUAGUUAAUACAUAUAAUCAAUAUAAAAAUCAAAAUAUUUCCUAUUCAAAAAAUAUAUGUGAUAAUAAUACAAAGAAUAAUUCAAAAAUUGAUCAUAAUGAAAAAAUUAUAAUACAAACAUGGACCAAACUUAAUGAAUUAAAUGUAGAAAAUAAAAAUUUACAAGAUGUUAAGGAUAAGAAUUUGGAACCACUAGAAAAAGACAUCAAUUUGGUAGAUUUAAAUAUGCCUAAUAAAAAUGACAUGUAUUAUUUCGAAAUAAAAGAAUUAAUAAAUAAAAGAAAGAUUGAACUUGAUAAAAAAUUAAAAGGAGAUAUACAUGUAAAUAUUAAUACAUCACAUCAUAAUAUCAAUUCUGGUUGUAAUUGUGUAAAAGCGAAAGAGGAGGUUAAGUCAAAAAAUAAUUCAAGCUUAUCUGGAGUUAUAAAAAAUAAAAUUUUAGAAAAUACAGACAAUUCGACAUAUAUACAUAAGAGGAAUAAUUAUAAGACAAAACAUAUUAAUAAUUACAAUUCUUAUAUUAAUAAAAAUAUUAUGUAUACAUAUAUAAAAUAUAAAUAUAUGUAUGAUUUUUAUAUUCAGAAUAAAAAUAUUCUUAAAAAGGAAAUGAACAAGGAAGAGUUUAAUGAAUUUGUUAACAGAUAUUUUCUAUUAUAUAAAAAAAAUAAUAAAACAAAUCAACAUUUUAAUAAUAUGUCUAAGGAUAAAAUAAAACAUUGUAGUCAAACAAUUCCUUGUGUAAAUAAAAAAAAUGAACAUACAGAAAAUUUGGAUGAACAUAAAAAUAUAAACCAAAAGGAAACAAACGAUGAACACACAAAGAAUGAUAAUCUAAAUAUGAAUGUUGAGGACUAUCAUGAUAUAACCUUAGGAGAUUCUCAUGAAAAUUUUAUUUAUAAUAUCGAAGAGGAAAUAAUAAAAAAGUAUACACCAGAGCAGACAUGCAAAAAGGAAUAUAAUAUAAAUGAUAAUUUUAAUGAAAAAAAAAAUAUAUAUCAAGAUAAUAAAAAAAGUAAAAGUUUUAAAGAAAAUGGAAAGGAUGUAUAUAAAAUACAAGAAAAUAUAAUGAAUAAAAAAAAACAUAAACAAAAGGAAAAAAAAAAGAUAAAUGAAAAGGAAAAAUAUGUAAAAGAAAAGAUAUACAAUUCGUUUGAUAUAAAGAAAAAUACAUACAAGGAGAAUACAGAAAUUUAUAAAAAAAAUGAUGACGAAAGUGUAGGUAAAACUAAAAAUGAAAUUGAUAAUGUUGAAAAUGAUAAAAAUGAUGAAAAUGAUAAAAAUGUUGAAAAUGAUAAAAAUGUUGAAAAUGAUGAAAAUGUUGAAAAUGAUAAAAAUGUUGAAAAUGAUAAAAAUGUUGAAAAUGAUGAAAAUAAUAAAAAUAAAGAAGAAUGGAAUCAUAAUAAAAAACACGAAAAUUUUGAAAGAUUUUAUGGAGUUGAGGAAUAUCCAAGAAGACAUGAUUCGUCUUUAGAAAUACUAAAAAAAAAUAUUAAAGAUCUUUUAAAAAAGAAAAACAAAGAUGAAAAAUAUGCAUUUCAAGAUGAUAAAAAAGAUAUAAAUGUAUCGGAGGGUAAAAAGGAUGGCAAUAUGCAAGAAGAAAACAUAUUUGCAAAUAAGAAUAGUAAUAAUAAUAAAUAUAAUAAUAAUAAUAAUAAUAAAAUAGAAGAUAACAGAGAAAAGGUUGAUGCUACAUUAUUAAAAGAAGAAAAUCAUAUAAAACAAAUCUCUAAUGUCAACAAAAAAAAUGGUUUUGAAAAUGAACAAGUCAAAGAUGAUUCUUUUAAUAUUAUAGAAAAUGUUAAGAAACAUGAAGAAUAUAUAGAUGAUAAAAAUGAUGGAAUUAUUACACAUAUGCUAGAUGAAAAAAAUGUAGUUUCUUUUGAAGGGGAUAAUAGUAGAAAGCAAAUAAUCAAAAAUAAAUCGAAGGUAUUAAACGAUAACCCCAAAACAGAAGAUAAUAAAGUGAAUAAGAAUCUCAUAAAUAACGAUAAUAUAAAUAGUUAUUCCAUUGAAGACGAUAAAUCAAAUCAUAAUGAUAAUAAUGAUAAUAAUUAUCAUAAUGAUCAUAGUUGUAUUAAUUCAUUUAAAAGUAAUAUACAUAAUUAUAAUAGUAAAAAUGAAAAACUAUUAAGAGAAAACGAAAAAAUAUUCACUGACAAAUCAGUUAUUAUAAAUAAUAAUGAGGAAGAAAAAUAUGUAGAAGAUAAAAUAAAUUUUCAUAAUACAAAUUUUUUUAUGAAAUCAGGAAGCGAAUAUUCUGAACAAGAUUUCUUCAAUAAUAAGAAAUAUUCUAAAGUGAAUAUUCAAACAUUUAAAGAAAUUAUUUAUCAUUAUGAUAUUAAUAUAUAUAACUUUUACCUGAAUUUAAUUUUAUAUAGUAAAAUUGAUUUAAUAAAAAUGUAUAAUAAUAAAAUUUUUAGCGUACAAAUAAACUCGGAUGAUAUAUUACAAUAUGCUUUAAAUACUUACAUGAAUUGUAAUAAUAAUAAUAAUUUUUUUAAAGAAGGGGAAUUUAUGAAUAAAAAAAAAAAGCAUGACAAUUCAUCAAAUAUAAAAAAAUUAAAUGAAAAAGAAUAUAAAACAGUUAUUGAAUAUAUAUGUAAUAAUAGUACUAAUACUUGUCUAAAAACAAUAUAUCAUAAAAUUAAUUUUAUAACAAAUGAAAGUUAUGAAGAAUUUAAAAAUCGUUUCGUAGAGUGUGGUGGUGUUGUUAAUUUAAUUAAUUUAUUUUAUGAUGAGGAUAUAAAUAAUUUUGAUAAAAUUUUUGAGGUAUCCUUUGUAAAUUUUUGUGAUAUUAUAGGUAUAUCAAGAGAUUCAUGUUCUUAUCAUUUUAAUUGUAUGGAUAAGAAAUUUAAAGGAAAAGGAUAUAUAUUUUUAAGAAAUAUACUACGAUAUUUAAAUGUAGAAGAAGAAAUGAAAGAAGAGUAUCAUAAAUAUAAUUUUAUAUCUAUGCAUUUAAAAAAUUUAAUGUAUAUAUAUAUUACAGAAAAUUUUCACAAUUUACAUGAAUUUUUUAAUGCUGUCAUAAAAAAAAAUAAGUUAUAUAUAAGUCUCAAUGAAUUUAUAUAUUUCUUUUCUUCAAAUGAAAAAAUGACUAGCUAUAAUUUUGUACAAGACGAUAUAAUAAAUUUAUAUUAUUCUAUAAUCUUCUAUGUAUAUUAUACAAAUAAAAAUAAAAUUUUACAAACUGUAAAUUAUUUUCAUAAAGGAAAAAAUUACGAAAAUGGAUACAUAAAGAAUAAGUCACAUAAUGAUGAUGAAUAUGUAAGUGGGCAUAAAGACAAUGAUAUUACUAAAUUAUAUACGAAAAAUUAUAGUAAUAAUAAUAAUAAUAAUAAAAAUAAUAAAAAUAAUAACAAAUCCGUUAUGCAAAAUAAUACACACUGUUUUGUUGAAUAUGAUUUGUCGUUAUGUAAAGAAUAUUUCACAUUAGAAGAUUUCGAUUUUGCUAUCGAAGUAAAAGACCUAUAUUUUUAUUUUGAAGGUUCUGAAUGUCCUCUUUCCAAAAUUAAAAGAAGAAUAAUAGAAAUAUAUGGGUCCGUUAAAAAAGGACUAUUUAUUAAUGAUCAAGUAUGUAAUAGUUCAGACGAUUCUAUAAAUUCAGACAGUGAUAUUAAUGAAAAAGAUAUAGAAGAAAAUACUUAUGAAAUAUUUAAAAAAAACAAAUAUAAACAUAUUGAUAAAAUCACUUUAUAUGAAAAAAAAAUUAAAAAUACAUUAGAAAAUGAUAUCCCUAAUGAUGAUAUCAAAGUCAAUAAAAUUAAUAAGAAAACAUUUAUGUGCUUAAUGUAUAAUAUAGGUAUACAAAUUGAUUACUGUCUAACCUUAUGGGAAAAUUUCCAACCUUUUUUAGAAGAUCAUUUAUUAGAUUAUAAGAUGUUUUCUGCCUUUUUGAAUGGGAAAAUAAAUUGUUCUAAUCAUGAUAGUGAAGUAAAUAUUCAAAAUAUUAAAAAACAAAUAAAUGAUAUUGAAGAAGAUAAAGAAAUAUCACAUAGACUUAAUCAUCAUAAUAGAUUUAAAGGUACCAUAUGUUCUAAUCUUUUUAUGAAUAUAGAAGAAAUGAACAAUGGGAAUUUAUUAACUGCUGAUGAAAUCGAAGUUACUUGUCAAAUUUUAAAUAACAUUUCUCCUUUCUAUUACUUAGAUAAAAAUGAAAGAAAAAUGUUUAUAAAACAAUUAAAAAAAAAAUGUUAUAAACAAAAUUAUGAUUUAAACUUAUUAAAAGAUUAUGAUAAUACAAAUAAAAAUAAACAUAACACAUCAAAUGAUAAAAACGAUUAUUUUAAAAAUGAAAUAAUUAUUCUAAUUAAUGGUAUAUUAAGAAAUAAUAAAGAUGCCAAAUGUUUUAUUAACAGUGUAAAUGUUAUAUAUAAAAAUGAUAUAUAUAAUUACAUUGCACAUACCAAUAUUGCUAUAAUUAAUAUUGAUAAUUCUAUAUAUACACAUGAAUUUAUGAAUCUAAUAGAUAAGAAAAGAAAUAUUUCAGAAGAAUUUAUGAGUAUUGUUAAUAAAAUACCUAUAUUAAAAAAUUUCCCUAAUAUGAAAAAAAUUAGUCUAUCUAUGAAUGUCAAAAAAUGUAUUUUUGAAAAACACAAAAUAGUUAUAAGAAAGCAUGAUGAUCCCAUGCAAUUUUUUAUAUUAAAAGAAGGUAAAAUAAAUAUUUUUUAUCAUACAUCUAAAACAAAAAAUAAUCCUAUCAAUACCAUAAAUCAAUAUCAAUUUUUUGGUGAAGUAUCUUUAAUAUUUAAUACUUUAAGAACUUGUGAUGCUAUAGUAGAAUCAGAUACAGCUUGUUGCUAUGCUAUUUCAAAAGAAUAUUUCUUAUCUCUCUUAAAUAAAGAUAUAGUUACAGAAUUUGUUGAGUAUAUACGUAAAACGUAUACAAAGGGUAUAGAAAGUAUUAUAUCAAAUUAUGCAAAUAGUAAUGAAGAUGUCAAACAAAUGAACAAAUAUAGAAAAAUACAAAAUGAAAAGAAAAAGAAAAAUAAAAUAAAUAAAAAUAAAAAUAAUGAUCAUAAUAAUAAGAAUAUUACUUCUGAUGAAUAUGAAACAGAUGAAUGCCAAAAUUUGUCAUCUGAUGAAAAAAAGAAAAUUAUUUCUAUUAUAAAUAAUAAAGAAAAUAAAAAUGAACAAGAUGUAAAAAAAAGUAAUUCGUCUCCUAUAUCCAUAACAAAUAGCUUUAAUAAUAUGCAAAAAAAUAAAAAAUAUAUAUCUAAUUCUUUUAAUAAAAAAAGUUAUUAUACUAACGACUUUUCAAAUAAAUCUUUAAAUAAUAAAUUGUCUAUUACUUCAAAUAAUUUAUCAACUGAUUAUAUAUCUCUAGAUAUUGAAUACAUUGAUAAAAAUAAUAUACAAUCUUUUUAUAGUGAUUUAGACAAACUGUUAUUAAAUAUUUUUAAUGCUGAACAAAAAUAUUUCACUGAAGAAAUUGAAACUAAUUUAAAGAAAAUCAAAUCUUUCAAAAAGAUAUUAAGACAAAUGAAAGACAAAGAAACAUUUUUAAAAAAUCUGAAAUAUGAAAAAUGUCCUAAGGGGAAAUAUAUAAUAUUAGAAGGAGAUCAUUGUGAAUAUUUUUAUUUUAUAAAACAAGGACAAAUUUCUAUACAAAAAUUUAAUCAACAUAAAAAUAUGUAUGAUGAAUUUGUUACAUAUAAUGAAAAUCAAUAUUUUGGUCAUCAGCUAAUAUUAAAAAAUAUUAAAGCUUUUUUCAUAGCAGUAGCAAUAAAGGAUACUGAACUAUAUACUUUAGAAGCAUCUCUUUUUUUAGAAUUCCUUUCUCCUUUUAUUGAUAUUCUUAAUAUAAUUAAUGAUAUAAAUCAGAUAAAUGUAUUAAGCGAAGACAUAAAAAAUGAUUUCCAAAAAAAGAAACACGAUAAAAAUUAUAUAUUAAAAGUAUUGAAAUUUUUAAAAAAAGUUAAUAUUAUACAAAAAUUAGAUAAUGAUGCUCUUUAUAAUGCUUCUAAAAAUUUUACACUACAAUUUUUCAAAAAAGGUCAAGUAAUUAUAAAAUAUCAGGAUACUCCAGAUUUCUUUUAUAUUAUUAAGAAAGGGAUUGUUGCUGUAAAGACAGAUUUUAAAGAAGAUACAAAUGAAUAUGUGUCCAAUCAAAAAGGUGUAGAGAAAAAAUUAAAUGAAGAAAAAAAUAUUUUAAAAGAUAAAAUAAACAAAACGAAAUCAUUCUAUUUAUAUAAAUAUGAUUACUUUGGAGAAUUAUCUAUCAUCAAUGAACAAUUAAGAACAACUAGAUGUGAAGCUCAUACAAAUUGCUUCUUAUUAGCAAUUGAUAAAAUUUCUUUUAUUAAUAAUUUUUCUAGCUUAUUUAAUGAUUUAUUACAAGAAGCUGAUAUAAAAUAUACUAGAAGCUAUUCAUUACCACCCUGGUUAAAAUCUAUGUAUGGAAAUAAUUUUAAUACAAACAUGAACUCCCUUUCUAUAAAAAUACCUGACUCGGCAAGCUCAUUCAGUAGCAUUUCUGAAGAUAGUAGCGAUGUUUUUAGUUUUGAGAAGGAAAUAAAUGAGAAACUAAAAGAAGAAAAAAAAAAAAAUCAAAAAGAAAAGGAAAAAGAAAGAGAAACAAAUACAUAUCAUUAUCAAACAAAGAAAGAUGAUCAAAAAGAUAUAACAAGGAAAAAUAUUAAACAUAAUAACGAACAAAAGGAAAAGAGUCCUUAUGAUAUCCAAAGAUAUCAUACAAACAAUUUUAAUAAUUCAAAAAGUACUUUUAGUGAAUAUAGUAAUUACAGUAUAGAUAAUGAAAAAGAAAUGAAAAAAAUUAAGGAGGAAAAAGAAAAAAAAAUUAAUGAAAUUAAGAUGAAGGAAUUGAAAGUUAUUGAAAAGAUAAAAUUGAAAGAAGAGAAAAAGCUAAAAUCAAUUAUGAAAAGGAAGGUAGACGAAAUUAAUAUGAAGAGUAAUAGUAAUAUUAUUAAUUCUGAACAGGCGUAUGAUAAUCAGGGUGAUGCCAAAAAUAAUGAUAUGAAGGAUAAGGCAUGCACAACAACAAAUACGUCUGAUACUACUACAUAUAAUAAUAAUAAUAAUAAUAAUGAUAGUGAUAAUAUUUUAAGUUAUGCGAAGCAGGAGGAUAAAAUUGAGGAAGAAAAAAAAAAAACAAAAAAUGCUCAUGAAGAAUUGUUAAAUAAAAAUCAUCAUAGUGUGACAAAAGAAUUUAAAGAAUCUGAUAUAUAUAAACAUGAAAAUAAAGAUUCAAGUAGUAAUUUAGUAAAAAGUGAAUACAUAAAUAUAGAGAAUGAAGAAAAUGAUAAAUAUGUUACUGAUUUUCCUAAGAAAUCUUCAAGUAUUUUAAAAAAAAAAAUUAGUAACUCUAAUUCAACUGAACUUGAUAUAAACAAAAUGUUGGAAACAUUAAUUGCGUUCAUUAGUUCUGAAUAUAAUUCUAUAUAUCAUUUUUAUAAAGGUAUAGAUAAAUUUAACACUGGGUAUGUAAAAUAUAAUGAUUUCUUAGAUUAUAUGAUUUCAUUAAAUAUAGAAGAUUUAUUUGGAUCUCGAGAAAAUUUAGAAAGUGUGUUUAAACAUUUAUGUAAUGAAAAGAAUAUAUUGACAUUAAUAGAUUUAUAUAAAAAUAUUUAUAAGGAUGAAGAAAUAGAUAAAUAUGAAUUAAAUUUAAGAUUAACCGAAGUUUAUGGUAGUAGUACCUUAGCUUUUAAAAAUAUCGUAUUUUUGAAUGUUGAAGAUGCUUUAUGUAAUUAUAUUAACUUUGAAAUAGUAUGUGAGAAAGUUGGACUAAGUAAUACAAAUAUAAAAAGUAUUUGGGAUGAAAUUAAUAUAAUGAAUGAAGAAUAUAUUCCUUUAGAAAUUGUUCUUAGUAUAAUGAAUGGUGAAUUAUUUAUUGAAGAAGCAUAUAAUGCAUAUAAUUUAAAAAAAUCUCUUUUAAAUCAAGUGGUUAAUUUUUUUCAAGGAAACGAGAAUCUUACAAAAAUGAAUACUGAUAUGAUGGAAACAAAUUUUGAAGUAAUAUAUGAAGAACCUAUAAUAUUAAAUAAAGGUCAUCAUAAAAUAUUUACGAAUGAAUGUACACAUAUAGUUAAAUUAUUAGAAAGUAACAUAUAUUUUAAAUUUCUAACACUAGAACAAAGAUCCUUUUUCACUACAUUAAUGGAUAGAAAAAUUAUGAAUUAUGGUGAUAUUAUAAUUAAACAAAAUGAUGAAGAAGCACCUAUUAUAUGUAUUUAUGAUGGUAAAGCCAAUUUAAUUACAUAUAAUUUAUUUGGUAUAGAAGCUCCAAUAGGUUCUGUUGAAAAUAAUGAAAUAUAUGGAUGUGAUCAAGCUAUUAAUGAAAUUCCAUCAAAUUAUGAAGUAAAAAUAAGUUCAGAUAUAGCAACUGUAUGGAUAUUAGAACGAAGUGUAUAUAAAGAAAAUGUAAAACCUAUGUUAGAAGAAAGACAAAAGAAUUGUACUCAUAUUUUACCAGUUCUUAGAAAUGUACCUAUAUUAAGAUAUUUAUCUGAAGAAGAACUUGUUCAAAUAUCAUAUGCAAUGAAAGUAGAAAUAUAUCAUCCUAAUCAUACUAUUAUAAAAGCAAAUACAUACGAUGAUAAAUAUUAUAUUAUAUGUAAAGGAUUAGUUACUGUUGAAAAAAAUACAGAUUGUAAUAAGGAUAAAAUAGUUUUAUCUAAUUUAAAAAAAGCAGAUUAUUUUGGUGAAUUAGCUCUCAUCAAAAAUAUUAAAAGAACAGCUAAUGUUAUCUUAGAUACUGAAGCAAUUUUGUUAUCCCUUAGUGAUUCAGAAUUUAAUAGACUUCUUCAUUUACAUUUUAAUAAAUUUUUAAAUAGAGCCAAAGCAAAUUAUAAAAGAGUACAAAUGAAAGAAAAAACAACCAUACAAUCUGAUAUUAUUAAUCUAAAUAGUAACACAAAUAUUCAUUCACUUGCUUCAUAUCGAUCAAAAAAUAAAAUAGUUACUAUACAGGAUUAUAACAAUAACCAUAAACAUAAAAAUGAUGCUACUACGUCCAAGUUACCUAAGGGUAACAUAAGUUUCUCUAUUGAAGAAAAAGAAGAUAACAAACAAAAAGAUGAUGCACAAAAUGUCCAAACAGAUAAUAAUAAGAAAAAGAAAGAUAAAGAAAAACAUACAAAAAAAAAUAACAAAGAUAAGGAAAAAGAUAAAAAUAAAGAAAAGAAUAAAAAAAUUAAAAAGAAAAAGAAAGAGGAAACAUGA
Plasmodium gaboni is the source of this 10464-nucleotide messenger RNA. Its product is annotated as putative cyclic nucleotide-binding protein. Lineage: Eukaryota; Apicomplexa; Aconoidasida; Haemosporida; Plasmodiidae. The coding region runs from base 1 to 10464 and encodes 3487 amino acids. The transcript has 2 exons. The record is from RefSeq and is a predicted model, not a curated record.